Messenger RNA from Rhineura floridana, 8803 nucleotides. It is a transcript of the gene NECTIN1, whose product is annotated as nectin cell adhesion molecule 1. The record is from RefSeq and is a predicted model, not a curated record. The coding region runs from base 1 to 1572 and encodes 523 amino acids. Gene Ontology annotation, biological process: protein localization to cell junction; heterophilic cell-cell adhesion; homophilic cell-cell adhesion. Gene Ontology annotation, cellular component: adherens junction. The transcript is spliced from 7 exons. Lineage: Eukaryota; Metazoa; Chordata; Lepidosauria; Squamata; Rhineuridae.
AUGGCCGGGAAACUGCAAAAGGGCUGGUUUGGGGGCUGGUGGACUACUGGAGUUUGCUUGACGGCGCUUUCCUACGUCCCAGGCCUGUGGGCUCAGACAGUGGUUGUCAAUGACACUGUCUCAGGGUACAUUGGGACUGACGUGAUCCUGCACUGCAGCUUGACCAACUCCUUGCCCAGUGUGAAGAUCACACAGGUCACCUGGCAGAAGGCCACCAACGGCUCCAAGCAGAACGUGGCAAUCUCCAACCCCAACAUGGGCGUCUCCAUCCUGCCCCCGUACAAGGAGCGGGUGGUCUUCCGAGACCCCUCCACGAAGGAUGGCACCAUCCAGCUGUCCCGCCUUGAGCUGGAGGACGAAGGUGUUUACAUCUGCGAGUUUGCAACGUUCCCCAGUGGCAAUCGGGAGAACCAGCUCAACCUCACCGUGUUGGCCAAACCAACCAACCGGAUGGAGGCCACCACAAGCCUGCUGAUUGCCAGGGCUGGCAUGACCGAGAAGAUUGUGGUCGCCACCUGCACGUCCUCCAAUGGGAAGCCCCCCAGCACCGUCACCUGGGACACCCAGCUGAAAGGGGAGGCGGAGUACCAAGAGAUCCGCAACGCCAACGGCACCUUCACGGUGAUCAGCCGGUACCGCCUCCUGCCGAGCCGGCAGGCCCAUCGGCAGCAGCUCGUAUGUGUGGUCAACUACCAGCUGGACCGUUUCACCGACAGCAUGACCCUCAACGUGCUGUACGAGCCUGAAGUGAGGAUUGAUGGUUUUGAUGGCAACUGGUACCUCAACCGGAAAGAUGUGAAGCUGACAUGUAUAUCGGACGCCAACCCUCCUGCUGCCUCAUACCAGUGGAAACUGGUCCCAAAGACUAAAGUAGGUAUGAAUAGACUGAACGGAUCACUUCCUGACAACGUAGAGGUUCAAAACAGCACGUUGUUCUUCAAGGGGCCGGUCACCUACAGCCUGGCGGGGACGUAUGUCUGCGAGGCCACCAACACCAUCGGCACACGAUCCGGCCAGGUGGAAGUUAAUGUGACAGAAUUCCCCUACACCCCGUCUCCACCGGGCACAUCCGUGGCGCAGUCGACCAUCCCUACUGCCGUGAUUGGGGGCGUGGUGGGCGGCGUCUCGUUGGUCGUGGUGGUGGCUGUGGUCCUUUUUGUCGUGCUCCGUCAUCGGCGCCACACCUUCAAGGGCGACUACAGCACCAAGAAGCAUGUCUACGGCAAUGGGUACAGCAAGGCCGGCAUCCCCCAGCACCACCCGCCCAUGGCACAGAACCUCCAGUACCCGGACGACUCGGACGACGAGAAGAAGCCCAGCCCGAUGGGGGGCCGCGGCUACGAGGACGAAGAGGACGAUGGCACCGGAGGGGAGCGCAAGCUGGGAGGGGGCAAGUACGAAGACGACUCCAAGAGGCCUUACUUCACGGUGGACGAGGGCGAGGCCCACACUGAGGCCUACGAUGAAAGGACACUCGGCUUCCAAUACGACCCCGAGCAACUGGACAUAGCAGAUAACAUGGUCUCUCAGAAUGACGGGUCUUUUAUUUCCAAAAAAGAGUGGUAUGUUUAGCUUGCUGCACCCACCCCACCCCCUUGUACUUGCCUCCUCGCACUCGCCACGUGCUGCCUCCGAGCCCCAGGGCUGCGACUGCCUGCCAUGCACAGCCCCGCGUGUUCUCCCACACACGCGCCCAUGCAAACACACGCACAUAUAGGCCUGGGAGGGGGGGCACAGCGUGACAGAGACUUUUUGUUGUUCUUGUUUCAAAAAAAAGAAUGGAAGAACUGCUACUGGUCCAGAGGGAACCAGGACAGGCGAGUGGGGGGGGGAUUUGGCUUACCAAUUUUUGCUUUUGUUGCCGGGAGGAGCAGGGAGGGGGAAUGUUUCUCCUUCCCCGCCCCCCUCCCUGAAGUUCUCCAACUGAUUUCUGUUCCCUCAAGUGUUGUUUGUAUUGAUAAGUGGCUUUGGUGUUAAUAUUCCUUUCCUUUUAAUGACUACUGCCCCCUCCCUCGUAGAGUAUAGCAAAAAAAAAAAACCCUCUGUUUGUAGUCUUAAGAUGUCUCUUUGUCAAUCUUUGGGUUUUCCUUCCCAAAGCUCACUUGCCCCAUCCCUCAAAAAAACAAACACACACACACACACUAGAAUUUGUAUGUUGUCUUAACGUUGUGCCAGGGAGGGGACCAAAAACGCACACCAACAAACUUUGGAGGUGGGGGGGGCACAGAGACAGAAAGCACAAAAGCACGGCUAGGUGGUGAAGGCAUUGCCACCCUCCACCAGGCCUGCAUCUCUGUAUAUUCCUUUGAGCUUCUCUUGCCAUUUCCCAUGAUGCACUUGUGGUGGGAAGGCAACGUCCACCUUCCUUUUUUUAUUUUAUUUCAACAUAAUAAAUGACUUUAUCAUCAAAAGAACAACGAUGAAAGUAAAAAACCAAGAAAAUGCAUGCUAUCCGGGAGGGCAAACUUAGCAAUCUUCCUCCUGCGUUGUGCUUUGGGUUAUUUUUUUUAAAUUCAUUAUGAUUUUAAAUCAGAGGGGGUAACAUCAGAGGACCAUAGCUCAGUGGCUGAGCAACUGUUCUGCAUGCAGAAGGCCCCAGGUUGAAUCCCCAGUGGCAUCUCCAGGUCAUGCUGGGGGAGAGCCCUGCCUGAAACCCCUGAGAGCCCCUGCCAGUCAGUGUCAACAGUGCUGAGGUAGAUGCACCUGUGGUCUGACUUGGCUUCCUUAUGUUCCACCAUGGUGAGCAUGCCUCAUGAAGCUUUCGGUACGUAUGCAAAACAAUAAUAAUAAUAAUAGUUGCGUGUUGUCAAAGUUUGCUUACCCCCUCCACAUGUAUAAAUGAGGAAGGGUUCAACAAGGCCGCCCUUGCAGGGCCAAAUUUCCUCCUGGCCCCAACAUACCCCGUGACUCUGUCUGUUACUUCCUGCCAACCUCCGGCUCCUCCCAAUGUUUGUAUAUCAGCGAAGAAGUUUUUGGGGGGGGAUUCGUUUCCAACAUGCUCACUGUUCAUUAUUUGAAGACUGCAGGCGAUGGGCCGUAGCAGAGUGGCAGAGCACGUGCUUUGCACAUAGAAGACCCCCAGUCCAACCUCCAGCAUCUCCAGGUGGGACUGAGAGAGACCCCUUCCUGAAACUCUCUGCCGGUGGUCUGCUUCCGUAUAAGGCAGCUUUCUAAGGUCCUGUGCUGUUCUGGCUUACUCAAGGGCAGCUCUGCAAGAGACCAAGAAAAUGUCCCAAGGGCCGGAUGGUACAAGAUGUUACCUCCUCGGCAAGAUCCGUUGACUUUGAUUUGGAUUCCGGCAUUGAGCAGGGGGUUGGACUAGAUGGCCUUGUAGGCCCCUUCCAACUCUACUAUUCUAUGAUUCCAUGACUUCCCCGGAUGGCCCUGCAUGCAUACUCAUCGUCGCCAGGGGAAAAUGGAAGUGGCCGUGCUGAUGGUAUACCUUUAAAUUGGGGGGACCAGGUUGACUACAGCCAGCAGCCCUUGCCACGAAUGACCUUGCUGAGGGGGAGGUAACAUUUUGCAGCUGCCCUUGCAAGAAUUUCUCUGCACAUCACUCCCUCUAUGUUCCCUUUGAUAUUUGGAGGCAGCUCGGACCAAACGCAGGGGACUUCUUGCAUGCAACAUCUUUCAGGGCAGGAUGGGGACGAAAGAUGCCCUCCUGCCCCAGCACAUCUGGAGGAAGUAGGGAAAGCGGAAGCAGGACAUGUGUGCUGCAGGGAAAAUGGAUGCCAAAGUUGUGUUUGGGAAGCCAAAGUUCUGCAACCCAAAUAAAUGACACACCUGCUUGCAUUGAUACGCCUGGAUUUGCAUCAUUUUCUCCUACUUCUGGGAGACAAGCUUUCAAGUAAUUUGGAUUUGGAGCUGGGGGGGGGGCAUCAUUUGUUUUUGCAAGGAUGGGGUGAGGAAUAGAGGCAAGACAGGGAGACAUUUUUGCAGGCAACAAUGAGAUCUGGGAACAUGAGCCUUUCUCCAGCAUUCAAUAUCCAUGGAUACUGAAUAUGCAUAGAUCAGAGGUGAAGCUUGCACACACCCCAGUCUGCACAUUCGGUGUGCAUUCUGCAGUGUUUUCUUUUAAUGACAUGUGAUACAUCCAAGAUCCUAAAUGUUCCUCCACGCAGUUCAGAUUUUCUGCUGUGGCCAUGUAGGAUGCACAGAAAGAUCACCUAAACAGCUGGCAUCUUGCAAGAGAAAAUGAGAAAGGUUUCAAGCACAAAACCCAAGUCAUGAUCUAAAUAUAACUUCUGGGAACAGUUUGCCAAAGGCUGUAGCAAAGGGAAAGGCUGCAUUUGCUGGAUUUCUCUUGGAGGUGUCUACUUCACAGGCUUCAACACUCAUCCCCUCUCCCCAGAGAACCCUGGGAAAUGUAGUUCAACAAGGAAAACUAGAGAAUGUUCAACACAGUUGAAACUACAGUUCCCAGGAUACUCUGGGAUGAAGCUAUGGUAGUUAAGCGGGACUAAGAUGUACUGUUUCUGAACCUGGAAGUUCCAUAUACCCAUUAUGACUAAAACCAUUGAUAGCUCUAUCCUCCCUAUGACAAGGGAAGAGUAGCCUCUCUCCAUGUGAGCAUCCAUCCUCCCUAUGACAAGGGAAGAGUAGCCUCUCUCCAUAUGAGCAAUUGCCAGUGCAAUAAGUCAAUUUGGAGUACAAAACCCAUGACAAAUUUCUUGUAUAGACUUCUGCAGGGCUGGCAAGUCUUAACCCAGAGAUUUCCUUGUUCUUUUCAAUCUGCCGUGGAACUGGGAGACAAAGCAGUGAAGUCUUCUUCUGCCUGAUCUCCCCCACCCCAUUCCUUUCACACACACUGCCUUUCCUACCCCUGCCUGCUGAAAGGAGCAGGUCUCCCAGGUCGCAAUAGAUAUCACUUCCAUAGAGAAAACUCCACAUACAGUGACACCCAACUGGAGCCUCCCUGCUGUGUUUGGAAGGCGGAAGAGACGCACGUGCAUUCAGCACACAUAACAGGGCAUGUGCAACAUAGCUACUUACACAGCAUUGAUAAUCUGUGUAGGAAACUCAACUUGAAUUAAGCAGCCCUGAAUUGGAUGUGAGACCCUUGCGGGACCCUAAUUAGCAAGGCUAAAUGGUUCACAGUUAAUCUAUAGCGUGAAAUAAGAUGCUUGCAAAAAAAAUAUGGAUCAAGGCUUUUGUCUGUGCAGGCCUCUGAUGUGAUAGAAGCAUCCGUCUUUGCUGUUGCUGUAGGUUUCAGAUCCGUGUCAGGAGACUCCUGUUCUUCAUGCGCAGAACCCACGGCCUUCCCCAACUUUGGACUCCAUUUCCCAUCACUCCAGACCAUUGGCUAUGCUGGCUGGAGAUUAUGGGGGUUGUAGUGCAACGACGUCUAGGGACACAAAGGUUGAGAAGGACUGCAGUAGACCCGCAGAGGGAUACAAGAUGGUUUUGUAGAGAUACAGGAUUUCUGCUUCCUGCCCCCCCCCAAAAAAGAACCACGACUAGUCUUAGGAAUGCUUGUGUCCUUUGAAAUUCCCUCAGCCAUUGUGCAUGUGUCCAGGCCUCCUUGCUGACUUUGAAUUUUGCUUUAGGCAAGAUUCGUUAGCACCUCCAUCUGAGAAAUAUUCAGCAAUCCUUCUGAAACCGCUUUAGGCUACAUUUGAUCAUUUCUGUGGAUGUUUUAUCUGAACAGGAUACACACGCCAAACCUGUGCAAAUUUCACAUUUUUCAAAGUUUGGUGGCAAUUUGAAUAAUUAUAUAAAUUAAAAAAGCAAGAGGAUGAGAGAGAAGAAAAUACUUUUUCAGCUCUUGACUCACCUCUUUCUGCCUUUGUCAGGAAUCACCCUUAGAACAUGGGCUGAUUGGGUGCCACUGCUUUUUCUGGUGAGGCUACCAAAAAUGGUAGGACUGAGCCAAAAAGGCCCUAUUAGUUUUGGCCACCCAUUCAUGCGGCACAAAAGUGCCUAUUCUCAGUGGAGACAUGAAAGUGGGCAAAAAGGAAAUGAAAGCAUGGCAGUCAUCAUUUUUACUCUCCCAGAAGCCCCUUUAGAGUGAGGAAGGAAGGUUUACCCUCACUCUGGCUUCGGAAUGAUGCCCAUAUAUCAUAGCUCUGAAGCCAGUUCAAAGUAAGGGCAAUGUUUCCUUACCUCACUCUUAACAUACAUAUGGGAAUCAGUGCUGUAUCUACAGCAAAAUAAAUGGCAGCGACAAAAGGAAAGGGCUGUGGCAAUUUGGGAAAAUGUUCCUGCCCCUGCCCAUUAAUUCAAACCCAUCAGUUCAGCUAUAGUUAGAUUCUUCUUCUAGGUUCCAGCAUAUAUCCAUCCACCCACCCAAUGUAUUGGUUGCCUGUGGCUCCGCUAUAAGUGCUCCCAUGUCAGGCAUGGGCCAGAUUCUGUCCUUGUUUAUAAGUCUCUCCAAGCCCAUUCUGACCCUCCCCCCAAUGUCCCUGUCUAGUGCUUCUCCCACUCUCUGUUCUCUGCCCACCUGCCCCUUUGGCUUCCACUUCAUCGACCAGCUGGUUCUGAGGCUGCUUACCAGAUGGGACGACCCUACAGGCUAGGUAGGGAGGCCCCAGGGGCCACAUCCGGCCCGUAGGCUGGCAGUUCCUCACUCCUGUUGUACUCCUCAGGGUGCUGCAUGCUGUAUCGGGCUCUCCAGACUUUAGAUGUUGAGGUGCCAUUUGGGAUGAGAUGGGGGCACCUACAGACUGUGGCACGACUUGGACACACCUUCUAGGAUGACGACAGACUAGUUGCUGUUUCUUCCAGAGACUUGAAGGUGAUGCGGUAGAGGCCCCAUGGCUCACAAUUUGCACCCACUUUUCGAGAGUAACUGCCAAUCAAAUAGCUUUGCAGGGCUUUCUUGUGCUUCAGCAACCUCCAAAACCUUUUUAACCAGAGAUGCAGCAUCUGGCUCUGUGCAUCCUGACCAGCCUUCCCCAACCUAGUGCCCUCUAGAUUAUGUUGGACUCCAACUGCCAGCAUGCCCAGUGGUCAGGGAAGAUGGGAGUUGUAGUCCUGAAACAUCCAGAGGGCACCAGAUUGCUGGAGACCAACAUCCUGUCUCCAACACAGAAUAGUCGUAUGGCACCAGAAAGUGCACAGGCAUUGUAUGAAUGCAAGAGCCCUCUCCUGUUGUCUAUCUCCAACUUGUGGUUCUCAGGAGUAGACUGCCUCUUGACAUGAAGGGUUCAUAUACCUUUUUUGGCUAACAGCUAUUGCUACAGCCAACCUCCACAUUUUCUUGACCCCUUUCCUUUUCCAAGAAGGUAAAUGGUGCUUGCCCAACUUGAUGAAUGUGAAAUCAGUCUCAAAGAUUGGGGGCGGGGGAGAGAAAUUUCUGGGCACAAGUUCAUCCCCACCACCUCUCUUUCUGGGCACCCAGCAAUCAGAAAAGGGUCUAUAUUGUAGACCAAAUGGAAUCCAAUUGAAACAAAAUGGGGCAGGUGCUUUCCUGGCGGGAUUUAUGUCUGGGAUCACCCAUCACAAUUUAUCGUGGUGAUUUGAUUUCCCUUAUUUAAUUAUGGGACCGAUUUUCUUUCCUCCUUUUGAAUCAUUUUUAUUCAACCAGUUUAAGAGAAAGAAAAACACAAAAGGUUUCCUGUAGGAAAACAGACACAAAUGUUGGGGAAGGAUUGAUUGCAAAGCAAGACGCACACCGGGAAUGAGGAAGCCAUUAAGGUUUUUAAGGGGGGAGAGAUGGGGUGAUGUUCAUUGUUUGGGUAGAAUUGCCUGGAGACUUAGCAAAGGGAUUUUGUAAAUCAUUAAAAAGAAAAGAAUGAUUGAGCAAAAGAUUGUCUGCUAGAACAUGUGGGGAGGCAAUGGGGCUGUGCUGUGAAUUGUGCCAGGAAAACAGCUGGGAUUCUAAAUCCACGUUGGUGAUUGCAAUUGGAACAGCCAGGCUAGCCCGGUGGGCAGCCGUACCCAAAUAUCGAACCUUCCAGCUGAGCUCAGUGGCUUUAACUGAACAGUGGAGCACAGCAAGCCAAACAUAUCACUGCUGACCUUGCAAAAACAGAAAAGGCUAAGCUCCUGGUAUUGAUUUGAACCAGGGCUCGUCAUCCUGAUGCUUCAGACUGCUUGCCAGUCACUGGGAGCCAUGUUGCGUGCCCUGGUUUCUUUGCCCAUCUGAAGAGGGCUCUGAGGCCUGAGCGUACCCGAUCCCAAGAUAGCCCCGUAGGAAACGCUGCAGCUUCAGAUCCUGGUUUAAACCCUGCUGUCCGUGUCCCCUACUGGAAUCCAGAUGUGUUACUUACGGUGGAUUCAUUAGCCAAAAGUACAAGGGUGUGAAUUUUGUGUACAUGGUGCUAAAUGGGGAGGGGGAUAUUCUGUUUGCUAGAACAUUCCAUGGGUCCUUGUCUUGAAAGCAAAUGGAAUGGCUCUCUAGGGUAAGAUACUCAAACCGGUGUAAAUAGAUAUCAGUGGGGAUUGAUUGCACACCAGAUGAAAGCCUGGAUUUAUUUUCCUUUUUAUUUUUUUAAUUAUUCAAAGUGUUUUCGUCCACUCCAGUGACUGUAUCCACACCCUGUCUCCCUUCUCCCUCCCACCACCCUGCUAUAAUGAUCAUUGUGACAUAAGAUAAAUAAAUACAACAUUCAAAAAAUCUACGUUUUUUUUGGUAAUCUGUGUUGUGCUUUUUGUAAAGAGAGAGAGAUAAAAGAAUAUAAUGAAUAAUGGACUGAAAUUGUUUUUAUGAUUUUUUAUUUUUAUUUUUCCCAUUCAUUGUAAUAACUUUCUUUUGUGUUUGUUUGGGGAGAACUGGGGGGUUUUCAUUUGGAGGGAGCGAUUGCUUCACCCUCUUUUCCUUGUAUAAAAUUUUAAAACAGAGAGAAAUAGUGGUUCAACUGUG